This is a messenger RNA of Mesorhabditis belari, 2175 nucleotides long. Lineage: Eukaryota; Metazoa; Nematoda; Chromadorea; Rhabditida; Rhabditidae. The record is from the annotation of a GenBank genome assembly.
AUGGACACCAGCUGGUACACCAACGAUUUCGCUGGCUUGGGAGUAGCGCUGAAAAAGACGACCUCGUCGACGACCGUCAUUUCCAACCAUUCACUCCAUCCCGAUUACCCGACUGGAGCAAUUUCCAAUCAAACAUCGAAUGGAAAAACGACACCAAACGGAUCACCGAAUGGAUCACCGAGUCGAAACGGUUCACAGGGUGGAAGUCCUUCACAACCAGCUCUCUCAUUGCCCGUUCGCGGCAUUCUCAGCUCCCGACAAGCGCAUAAAUUGGGCUCAUCACCGAAACAGCUCUCCUUUGAUGUGCCGGCUUCACCAGCUCUCUCCGCCAAAUCCUCUCUCGUUUCCCAUUCAGCUUCUUCUAGCUUUAUGUUUGAUCAGAGAAAUCAUCGACAAUCGUUGCGAAGGAAAAGCUCACAUCGAUCACCACCAAGAGAUUACUGUAAUCACUAUGGAGUGAUCAGGGAUUCAAGGGAAUAUGUUUAUGAUCCAUAUGGAAGAGAUUGUGCUGGAUCAGUGCUGGGAUGUCGAGAUCCGAGUCGAUUCAGAUUAGCGACACUGAAUCAAAGAAGCAAUUCGGAAGCCUGUUUUCCCACAAAAAAUCUAUUAUCUGCUCAAAUGGCCUCUCCACAAAGGCGAUCAUCGAUGGCGAUUUUGCCAAGUCGUGAGGCGGCACUGAUGCGGAGAAUUCUUGGCCCACAAGGGCUUGGAUGGAUUGCCGGUGAGCAAUCAUCAAAGAAAUCGAUUUCACUCGUUUUGAGCAACGAUGUUGAGGCUCAAAAAGGAGACGACUCAGAGACGCCUUUAAUGAGAGAACACGAAAGUAAACAGGGCGGUCGACUCUUGCACAGAGAGCAAUACUACGAAAAAAGACGCCAAACUUGUGAUAGAGCGCUUGCUUUUGCGAUUGUUGGAAUUGUUUUGAUGAUUCUAGAGAGCGAGCUACGAGCGAAUGAUGUCAUCAAAAAGUCAAGCUCUCCUAGCAUCGCUCUCAAAUUGCUCAUUUUGUUGUCAACGUUCGCCUUGCUUACACAAGUUUUCUUCUUCUACUAUAUCAAAAUUAAGUUAUUCAUGAUCGCGAAUGCGGCCGAGGAUUGGCGAAUAGCGUUGACGCCAAAGCGAAUCUUUAUCAUCAGUGCAGAAGUGUUGGCUUGUUCGUUGUGUCCGGUGCCGAUCGAGGUCUGGCAAAGAGAGUUCAAAAGUGCACCGACUAAGCAAAAAGAGUCGUGGGCCACUUUGGAGGUAGCUCUCUCAUUGGGAAUGUUCUUUCGGUUGUACUGGUUGUGUCGAGUGAUGUUACUUCACUCUCGACUGUUCACUGAUGCGUCAAGCAGAUCAAUCGCCGGCCUCAAUCGGGUCAACACAAAUGCGCGCUUCAUCCUCAAAACUCUGAUGACACUAUGCCCAGGCACAGUACUUAUCGCUUUUACUGGAGCGCUUUGGAUCACCGCUGGAUGGAUUUUACGGUUCUGUGAAAGAAAUGAGAUCGAUUUUGAGAACGCUGGUGAGGCUUUAGAUGGAGAUUCGAAUCGAAACGGUCGACCUGUUCAAUAUUUGAAUUCUUUAUGGAUGAUUGCUGUCACGUUUCUCUCAGUUGGCUACGGUGACAUUGUUCCACACACUUAUUGCGGAAAAACGAUGGCGGUGAUCACUGGAAUCUUGGGCACGUGCACCUCGUCGAUGGUCGUUGCUGUGAUCGCUCGUAAACUGGAGCUAACAAGAGCUGAGAAACAUGUGCACAAUUUCAUGAUGGAAACACAAUUGACGAAAAGGUUGAAACACAGUGCGGCAAAUGUGCUUCGAGAGACAUGGUUGAUUUACAAAUAUCGCCGCCUCGUCGAGAAACCCGAUUCCGCUAGAAUUCGACUGCAUCAACGCAAAUUUUUGGUGGCUAUUUAUGACCUCCGAAAAGUGAAACGAGAUCAACGCAAGCUUCAGGAGAAUUUCGUCUCACUCGGUGAUGUGGCUAGGACAACAUCAAACACGUAUGAGCUCGUGCAAGACAGCCAUUCGACACAAGAGGGACUCUGCUUGAGGAUAACAGCGAUCGAACAUCAAUUGAGUGACAUCUCGAGAGAGCUCAGCGGUUUAGCGGAUCUUCUGCGCACAAGGCGUCGCUCUUAUGCAAGCGGAGACGAAACACCAAAUGAACCAGUAAGAAGACGACAUUUCGAA